AUGGAGCGGCCAGGUCGGCGGGCUAAGGCCGGCUCGCUGAGCGGGCUGUCGGGCGGGCUGCCCAGUGCGCCGAGUGGGCCUGGCGGCGUGCGGCGCCAGCGCUCCCUGGAGUGGGGCGGCGACAGGUACAGCAGCAGCGACGACGACCGCCCCCCGCAGCCCCCACCCCUCGCCGACAGAGUAUUCGCCUCACUCCUCGCACAAGCUACGCAACAGUUCGACAAUGAACAGCGUCGAAUCUAUGGUUCAGAAGGAGGUGAGGAACUACCUCGGUAUGCCAGCAGUCCACAACGGCAGUCUUCUCCAUUCCCUCAUGAGAGCACCAACAGGCGGUUCUAUAGAAGAAACAGAAACUCUAAAGGUGAGGAGAUAUUCACUGCUGAGCCUAGUGGUACUCUGCAGCGUCGACGACGUGCUGACGACUUUCCUCAUGAAAACAACGCGCGCAAUGCACGCCUUUGCCUGAACAAUGCGUCGUCAGGCAAUGGAGGUCAAACAAGUGAAAGGGAGUGCGAAUCUCCUCCAGAGCCGGCCCCUCCCGAAGUACCUCCUAGAGGUCCAAGCCUGCAUGUCACCUUGCGCCAUCGUCCUUGCGAGCAACCAGCGGAGCCUGAUCGACUGUACCUGUCUGAAGGUGACGAUCACAACACAUGUCGCAACUGA
Messenger RNA from Spodoptera littoralis (African cotton leafworm), 663 nucleotides. Lineage: Eukaryota; Metazoa; Arthropoda; Insecta; Lepidoptera; Noctuidae. The record is from the annotation of a GenBank genome assembly.